Jaminaea rosea is the source of this 930-nucleotide messenger RNA. RefSeq lists its product as hypothetical. The transcript has a single exon. Lineage: Eukaryota; Fungi; Basidiomycota; Exobasidiomycetes; Microstromatales. Bases 1 to 930 code for a protein of 309 amino acids. The record is from RefSeq and is a predicted model, not a curated record.
AUGGCCCCAUCUUCGACAAGCUCCCCCGCCUCGUUCAGCGGAAAUGCUCGUCCGGCUCAUGUUACAUCGCUGAGCGGCAAGGUACAGGGCUUGAAGUUCAUGCAACGCGCGGCAGCUGUCCAGCAGCAGUCCAGACAGGAUGAGGACGAGCGACCCGUCGAGAGCAAGGGAAAUGCACCGUCUUCGAAGGAGGCCAAGCCAGACGAAGAGGCAGUCAAGGCUUCGACGGCUGCCACACCCGCGAUUGCGACGUCGAUAGAUGGCAACGAGGAGCACUGGUCUUUCGCCCCUUCGACGUCCAGAGCAGCAGCCAUUCUAGACGAGGAUCAGCACGCACAGGGAUGGGACUCGUGGCUUCUCUCGUCCAGCAGCGGCAGCAGCAGCAGCGGUGGAGCUUCCAAGUCAUCCGUAGGACAAACAGGCACAGCGAGAAGGAAAUUUGGGCGCUUCCAGGGGGAAGAGGAUCCGGAGCAGGAAGACGACGAGGAGAACUCAGAGCAGCAGCAGGGCCGGAGCAGAGGAGGACGAGGACCUCGUGCAUCGGGAGCCUCUUCCUCCUCUGCAGGCAAGCGACGCAAACGUGAUGAUGAAGAUGGACUGGAGCCCGCCUUUGAUCAAGACACGAGCAGUAGCCGGCACUCUGGCCCUGUCACCAUGAGGGAUAAGAAGGCUAAGCAGGACAAGGGGAGCAAGAAGGCAAAGAAGGCUGCGGCAGAAGGGAAUGAGGGUUUCAGGAAGCCGAAGAGCUUCAAGGAUGAAGAAGACGAUGCUUCUUUGGAGGCAAGCUUGCUCGACGAAUCUUUUGCUGAUCAGGAUCGUGGAGAUGACCUCGAGGAGGACAGAGGGACGGGUUCAACGACGGCGACCGGGUCGAAGAAGCAGAAAAAGAGUAGGAGGAAGAAGAAUAAGGGAAAGACAGCAGGGGCAUGA